This is a messenger RNA of Heterotrigona itama, 9095 nucleotides long. Lineage: Eukaryota; Metazoa; Arthropoda; Insecta; Hymenoptera; Apidae. The record is from the annotation of a GenBank genome assembly.
UCGCCUUCUCAUCCUUUCCCUCCUUAUUUCCUCCACUUUAUUUCCGGUCCCCCUCUUUUACGCCCCCUCCUCCUCCAAGGGGAGAAGCUCAAUAGACGAUGGAGAAUGCGCCGGUAGUCUCGCGGGCGCGAUAACUUUGUUAAAAUAGCAGAACGUAGUGUGCCCGUUCGUGACUGUUAACUGUGGUACCAAUAAAAACGCGUGGAAUGUAUCCGUGAAAAGGAUCGGUUGAAUGUUUCCUCUGGAUCAGGAUGCUGUCGUCGUCCACUGUUUUCACAUCGAACAGAUACGGGACACCCCAGAGGUUUGUAACGCCGACGCGGGGAUGGAGCGAAACGAAUGGAUGGGAUAGCGGUGACUCACAAAGAUCGGCAAUUUUCCGGAGGAACGUGCAUGUCAGACCUUACGUAAGGUUAGCGAAAGUCGAACGCGAACAACCGGAUCCACUUGUUACCAUCACCGAAACUUUAGGCGCUUUAAACACCGUCGGUAGUUACAUCGUCAAUAUGACCAGGGGUAUGGAGAACUCGAGUUACCCGCCAAAGGAACUACCGUCGGCCAUAUAUACCAUCUCGAAGAACAUUUUAGGACGUAACGUAACAGACAGCAUCGCGCCAUUAGUUCGAGGAGUAGCUUUACCUUUGCGACCUGUACCAAUCGAUAGUUCUACCUCCUCCUCCUCAUCUUCUUUCGCGGUUGAGGUCAACCAAGAUGACAAGGCAAAAGAGUCGAUUGACUGCACCACAGCGGACGGUAAUCCCGGGAAAUGUCAAGAUUUGAGUAACUGUCCUCAACUAUUGCUAGAUCUGACCAAACUCAGACAGUCUUUAUGCUUUAAAAGCCUGUUCGUCCCGGGAGUUUGUUGUCAAACGACGGAUAAAAUCGAUAUCAACGAGACGAGUCCUAUAGCCGGUAUAUUCCCAAAUCCAGGGGGGAUCACGUCAGCCGUACAUCCGCCAUUGCGACCGCCAAUUCGUCCGACGAAACCGCAUCAAACUCCUCGGCCGAUACCGUUGUUCCCCAUAACGACUACGCCGACGAAUCUUGCCGAACUGUUAACUACAGAAUUCGUUUCAGUAUCACCCUCUGCUGUCGGCCAGUCGGUGAAUCAUUCAAACAAUUUCUUUGGUGGCACAACCACCGGCGGCACGAUCGACAAUAAUCUCAUACAAGACGACGAAGAAUGCGGAGUACGAAACUCGGGUAAGUAUCGAGUGGUCGGUGGAGAAGAGGCUCUUCCGGGACGUUGGCCUUGGAUGGCGGCGAUAUUCUUGCACGGCUCUAAACGCACGGAAUUCUGGUGUGGCGGGUCUCUGAUCGGAUCGCGUUACAUCCUCACUGCGGCACAUUGCACGCGUGAUCAUCGCCAACGGCCAUUCACCGCCAGGCAGUUCACCGUGCGUCUCGGCGACAUUGACCUCGAGAGGAACGACGAACCAUCCGCUCCGGAAACUUACGCAGUCAAGCAGAUCCACGCGCAUCCGAAGUUCUCCCGCGUUGGAUUUUACAACGACAUCGCGAUCCUCGAGCUGACUAGAACCGUUCGAAAAUCACCUUACGUUAUACCGAUUUGUCUGCCGCAGCUGCAUUAUCGAAAGGAACGAUUCGCAGGCGCCAGACCCACUGUUGUCGGAUGGGGUACUACUUAUUACGGCGGAAAAGAAAGCACGGUGCAACGACAGGCGGUGCUGCCAGUGUGGAGGAACGAAGACUGCAACGCAGCUUACUUUCAACCGAUUACCAGCAAUUUUCUAUGCGCUGGUUACAGUCAAGGUGGUAAAGACGCUUGUCAAGGCGAUUCCGGUGGUCCUCUUAUGCUUAGAGCAGACGGCAGAUGGAUUCAAAUCGGUAUCGUUUCAUUCGGCAACAAGUGCGGAGAACCUGGAUAUCCGGGGGUAUACACCCGUGUCACGGAAUAUAUAGACUGGAUUAAAAAACAAAUGAUACAAUUUCAUCAUACGAUUUAUGAAAAAUGGAAUAUCAAAAAACUGUCAGCGUUAAAAACCACCGACUGGAUACAAGAUGAAAGGAAAUCGUUAGAAUCGAAUGAACAGAACAUAUCGGCAACGGUCGCGCAUCGUAGAUUUCGUCGUCACAAAUAUAAACGAUCCUCUCUAAUGAUCAUCCGUAAAAUAUCAACAGACGAAGAAAACUCGAUGGGACAGUCGGAAAUGACGCAAGUACAAAAUUUAGUUUCAACCAACGAGAAGGAGUUUGCUACCAAUAAAAGUGACAAUUUAAAUGAACUAGACCAAACCAAUCAUCCUGCAACCAAUGAUGAUGAUAAAAUUAUCGAACUUUGGAAUAAUUCGACGAAAUGUGCAACGAAUGAGGUGCAAAUUCGAACAAACAACGUUUACAACAAAGCUCAUAAAUCUGAAUCUAGCCAUGGAUUAGUCAAGCAACAACAAAGUGAAAGAAAAUUGUCUUUCGAAGCUUGGAAAAAUAAGAAAACUAUUACGUACCAACAGAUACUCAAGAAAAUAAAAAAGGAACAGCAGCAGAAAUUACUUGAAAACUUGGCAAAUAUGAAAUGGAAAAAGAUUGCACGAGAGGUGGCACAAAUACGUAAAAAACAGGAAGAUAGAUAUCAUCGAAAGCAGAAGUUAUUUUGCAGAAAACACUUGGAAACGAUUAAACGGACAAAUGCUAUAAUUAACUGUAAUACAAUCAAUGAGGGCCAAAUUGUCAAUGAAUAUGUUUUAAAUAUAUCAAAAAAUGAGAAAAAGACAAAAUUGGAUAAAGAAAAAAGAAUCGCUUCAAGUAUCGUGCGGGAAUCAAACAAUCGAAAGAAUAAAGCAUUUCUGAUUAAUGCUUGUAUGAAAAAUGUUGAAUUUCAUUCUUGGUUAAAUCAAUUGAAUUGGACUCUUCAUAAAAAAUAUUUACGUGAACGUCGACAUCUUGUACGAUCAUUUUAUUGUCAACCUUUCUAUUACGGAGCUGAAACAGUUCAAGAGCUUAGGUAUUGUUUACAAAAUGCAAUAGAUGCGAUGAGAUCUACCGAAAAUCCAGUAACUGCUAUUGCAUCUGGCAGUGAAUUAUUUCUUCGUUUUAUAACUUUGACUGCGUUAGACACUUCUACAUUUGCAGAAUGCAGAGGUAUUAUGCUCCAUAGAGGAAAUAUAUUUUAUGAGAAAUUGGUGGCUGCCAGAGGCAAAGUAGCAAAAGUUGCAGCACAUUUCAUUAAGGAUGGUUCUAAAAUACUUACACACUCAAAAUCUAGAGUUGUAUUACAAGCAAUGAAGGGAGCUGUUGAAAGUAACAAAAUAUUUGAAGUAUAUGUAACAUGUUCCUCACCAGAUAAUAGUGGGGAAGAAAUGUGUCAAAAUUUAAGAAAAUUAGGUGUAUCUUGCACCUUGAUAUUAGAUUCUGCAAUGGGAUAUGUUAUGGAACAAGUUGAUAUGGUUAUGGUAGGAGCUGAAGGAGUUGUAGAAAGUGGAGGUAUCAUUAAUAAGAUUGGCACGUAUACAUUGGCAAUGUGCGCUAAAGAAGUAAAAAAACCAUUUUAUGUAUUAACAGAAAGCUUCAAAUUUUCAAGAAUAUAUCCGUUAAAUCAAGUUGAUUUACCAAAUGAAUUUAAGGUAAUAAAAUUUUCAGUUAUUUUGAAGUAAAAAAUUACGUGUUCAAAUUGUUUUUUCGUUGUCAUUUCCUAUAUAGUAUACAGCAAGCACGUUAAAAAAAGAUUUGCAGAAGGAACAUCCAUUAGUUGAUUAUACUCCACCACACUAUAUCAGUCUUCUGUUUACUGAUUUAGGUAUAUUAACACCUUCGGCUGUGAGCGAUGAACUUAUUAAAUUAUACUUAUAAAACCUAUACAUUUACAUCAAAUUGUAAUUACAUAGAAAUAAUUUUAAUAAGAAUAUAUAAUUAGAAAUAAAAUUUCUUAAACACUAAAAAUAACAAAUGUUUAAACACCUUGACAACAAAAACUCAAACUUUAUAAAAGGCUUCAGUACAAGUUUUAUUAAUUUUUAAAAUAAUAUUGAGUAUUGUAAAAUAACAACAAACUCGUCUUUCUUUUAACUCAAAAUAACACGUAAUAAAGCAUAUACACAAUGUUAUAAUACAACAGAGGAGCUUAAGUUUUGAAUAUUUAUAAAUUUUUCACUAGUUAUAACUUAUCGUAGGUCAUCUUACGCAUCUCAUACAUGCAUGCAUAUAUUUAUGGUACGAUUAUGGAUUAACUAAUGCAUUUUAAUAGUUAAGUGUAUUAUAUUACACAGUAAUAAUUAAUACGUUCUGUGACUUUGAUGAAAAUGAAAAAUUGUAAGUAACUUAUACAUUGCUAAGUUACGUAUUAUAAAAAUCAAAUUUUUAUAAAACUUCUACACUUAUAAUUUCAAUUUUGUAAAAUAUGGUAAAUAAUUUUUUAUAAUUGAUAAUUAUUUUUUAUAUUACAUGUUUUUUUAAUGCUCAAUGAGAAAAUCUAUUUUGGAAAAAAAUGAAUUCAAUAUUCAACAUUCUUUAUUAUACCGAUAAAUACUGAUUGAUAAAAUUGAAAUAUUUUUUGGACGGAUAUAAAUAACAUGAGGAAUUUUAAGGCAGAACUGUUAAUAUAAAAAAUCAAAAAUAUGAACAAUAGAAAAUGUAUCAAUAUUGGGUCCUGAAAGUUCUCAAAGAUAUCACCCAAUAGUUUUCGUAUACCAUUACAUCAUAGUACGAUACAUAUUCACACUCUAUUCACAAUAAUGUAUAAAUACAAUGGAUAAAUGAAAAUAUCAACGACUCGCUAUGAAAAUAUCAAAUGUAUUUACGGUUUUAUUUAUAUUUAAUUCGAUUGAACGUAAUAUAUAUAUUAAAUCCAAACAUCAACUCAAUGCUAAUUUACACAAAAAAUUAUGUACUUUCAAGAGAAAUUAUAAUGGAAAGUAUAUAUGUAUAUAAAAACAAAUAAAGUAUUUACUGGCAGUUAAAAAAUAAUUUCUUUUUUCUUAUUAGAUUCUAGAUAUUCAGAAUCUAUAAAUAUCUAUUAAUAUUUGGAUUUAUAUAUUAAAGCUAAGUUUAAAGUUAUUUCUUUCUAUCGUUUCUAUAUCAUUUUUGUAAAACACAGAUUAUUGGAAUGAUUGAGAUUUUCAUAGCAAAUCAUGGAUAUAUCAUGUACGUACGUUUUAAUGAGCAUUGUUUUUUAAAGCUCAUAUUCUGAAAUAUAAGAUUUGCAUGAGAAAAUUGAGAGCUAUAAUAAACAAUGUGAAAAGAAUGUUAUUUGCGAUAUAGAUUAACACUGACUUAAAAUUAUCAUUUAUAAAUACGCUUGAGAAAGCGUUUCAACAACAGUAAAUAUUUGAUCGAAAUGAGGACGUUUUUCCGGUUCAUAUUCCCAGCAUCGUAACAUCAAACGAUAUAUUUCAUCAGGUGUGUUUUCUGGUGCUGGCAUUCGAUAACCUAAAGAUACGAGAAAGAAAAUUUUUAUUUGGAAUCUAAAAUAUUCCAAAAUAUUCUGUAUAAUCAUAAUAACAAUAAUAAAAACAAUUAUUUAAACAUUACCUGCAUCUAUCUUUUCGCGAGCUUGAGAAUUAGACAUUCCACUAUAAGGAUUUCCACCUUUAGAAAAUAUCUCCCACAUUAAGAUUCCGUAACUCCACACAUCACAAAGCGACGUAUAUUUACCUGCAAAAAAUAUUACGAUAGAAAAUAAUUAGAAUUUUAGAUAUGCAUGAAACGUAAUAAUCUUAAAAUUUUUCAAGUACCAAAAUUUAGUGCCUCUGGUGCGGUCCAUUUAAUUGGAAUUUGUUUCAUACCAUCCGAUACUAUGUACUCUUCUUCUUCUCGUGACAUUCCAAAAUCUGAUAUUUUUACUAUAGAUUCAUAUCCUAAAAAUAAAAUAUAUUAUGGUAUAUUCUUAUAAUUUACAUACUUUACAUAAGUGACUUUUGUAGUAACUAAAAAUAUGUUCAUUUACCUACGAGACAAUUCCGAGCUGCUAAGUCCCUAUGAAUACAAUAUUUAGAUUCCAAAUAGCGCAUACCUGCAGCUGCAUCUUUACACAUUCGAAGUUGUUCUUGCUGCGUGAUAGUACUAGCAUUUUUUCUCAAAUAAGUUAAUAAGGAACCACCUACCAUAUUUAAUUAAUAAUUAAUUUAAUAUCAAUAAACAGUUGCAUUUCACGAUUUAAAAAAUUAUUUAACUUUAAAAAUUUAAUUGCCAAAUAGAAUAAUUUAUUGAAUAUACCAGGUACCAAUUCCAUAACAAUCAUAAUAGGUUGUUUUUGGACACAGAUCCCAAUAAGCUUUACUAUAUUUGGAUGAUCAUACUGCUUCAAUAUCCGCCCUUCUUGUAAAAAUUUACGUUUUUGUUCAUCUGGUAAUGUUACUUUGCAAGUUUUUACAGCCACUUCAGUCUUACAAGUUUUCAAUUGCGCUUUAUAUACAUCUCCAAAGUUACCCUAAAAAUGUUUACACUGUUUCACAAUUGAAGAUUUAGUUUUCAAUCAAAUACUUGAAAUGACAAAUUUUUUUCAAUUAAAUGAGAUUCAUAUUAAUUCAACUUGAAGUCGGCUAUCAAUUACAUUGAACAUUCGAUCGAUUUUGAUAAUUCUGUACAAUAGUAUGUUAAAUUUCAAAAAAUUAAAGUAACUUCUUUUUUCUUUAAAUUUCAAUCAUAUACCCGUCCUAUCUUUUCUAGAAGAAUUACAUCAUCGUUAUUAAGUUCCCAACGUUCGCGUAAAAUUGGUGUUUUGAGAAUGGCUCCAGAUCGACUAGUCACUGGUAAUCCAGAUAACCAUUGAUGCCUAAUUAAUUCUUGAAUCGACGGAAAAGUAGGACCUUCAAAUCUAUAAUGUCCCUAAAAUUAAUAAAAAUACGUGGUUUUGUUCCUGUGUUUGUUAAAUUACAUAAUUAUAAAUGUAACCAACUGCUUACUUCGGGAGUAGUUUGCACAAUGAAAUGUUUAUGUCCAUCCCAACAAACAGAUAAAACUAUUUGACAUUCAUCGUUUCUUGUUGUUUCACGUACUAAAAAAUCUCCUUCGGUUACGAGUAAUCUUACAACUUCUUCCCUUGGUAACACACCAUGAAACCAUUCUUCCUCCAUAAGAUCUCCAUUUCCUUUUUGAUUCGUUGUUAAAUGUGAUAUUCCACGGAAUGCCUAUAACAAUAAACAUAUAAUAUUUUAUCUGACAAGCAGAAACUUUGGAUAAUCAUAUCCAAAAUAUCAAGAAAUCAUUUCUCUUUCUUCCUGUUUGUCUUAAUCAUUAUCAUUAAAACGCAUCACAAAGGUUAGUUUAGAACCACAAUUGAAUGCAAUUUACUUAAGUAAUAAGACAAACAUGCUUGACAUUAAAAAUCACACACAAAUUAUUAUCAAUUCAAUUAUAAAUAUUUUAUAACAUAUAUUUUUUGUAAACGUAUGUACAACAUUAUACAAAAUAAAAAAGAAGCAAUUAUGCACAAAACAUGUUUAUGUUUGUACAAUAAAUGGAUAACAUGAAAAAAACAUACAACUGGUAGAGUAUUAUCUGCUUUUGAGGUAGGACCUUCGCUACUCGAUCUAAUUGUUCCAUCUUUUGUGUUGUUUAUUAUUGGUAAAGAUUUGAAAGGAGAUCUAAAUAUUGUCAUGAAUCGCUGAUUUCUUCGUAAUGUAAAUAGACCGAUAUCUGCAACUGUAUUUUUCUGCAAGGGCAGUGAUUCUAGCUAAAUCUAUUAAUCCUUUAGAAAUAAAUAUUGUAUCGAACAACUAUUUUGUAAUAUACAACAAAUAACAUAACAUUUUUGGGAAAAAUACGCACAAUAUUAAUAGAAAUAUUUUUAGUACUUUAUAAUUACCUUACUAAUGGAGGGUGAAUCAGUGAAAGAACUUUCCAUUGAAAGAUCAUAUCCAAGUGGUAAUUCUUCACAACCUAAUUCAUUUAAGGCAGCUCUAAUAACGUCCACCUGUCGUUGAAGUCUCUUUUCUUGGCAGCGUAAGCGUAAUUCUUCUCUUUCACGAGAGUAAUCCAAAAUCGAUAUUCUGAUUUAAAAUGAAAGAUAAAAAAUGGAAGAUAAAUUUGUUUUAGUGCUAAUGAUAUAAUAAAAAUACUAUUAUCGAAUGUAGUAUUCUUACUUAGAAUCGCUAUUGUUCUCCGCUGGAUAUUGUGGAUUCUGUCGAUUCUGUUGAGUUGCUUUCAAGGAAGUUUCCAAUUCUGUUAGUCGAUUUCUUAACCAAUCUAUAGUUAAAUUAUCUACUGUUAAUUUAUUUGGCAACAAUUUUCCUGAUGUAUCAUCCACGAGGUUCUCAUCAAAAAUAAAUCUUAUCGGUGACGCUGGUCGCGUUCUGUAUCGAUUGUUAUCAACCUUUUAAUAUUAUUCUUAUUAAAACGCAAUAGAAAUACAAGUUUGAAAUAAAUACCUAUGUUUUCCUAUAAAAUCUCUGUACUCUUCUACAGGUUUUACAGAAUCUACAGCUUUUUGCAUUCGUCGAUGUAUCUCUUGAAACUUAUCUGUUGUACAAUCAGAAUAUUUCACUAUAUCCUGAAGUAUGGUUUUCCUAACAUGGAAAGAAUUAUUUAUGAUACAAUAAAUAUUGUCAAUAGAAUGAUAAUUAUUAAACUUUACCUUUCCUAUCACUAUUAUGUUUGCAUAAAAAUUUCACAUAAAGUGGAUUAACAAUUCAUAAAAUAGAAUUGAGAAAUAUGUAAUAAAUUCUCUUUGAACCUAGAAUCAACAAGAUGUGCUUACCAUGAUGUUAUAAAUUCUUGAUGAAUCGCCUGUUGUCGAUGAAGCAAACUUGGUAAAUAACAAGUUCUUAGGUCGUGUUCGCAUUCUGUUACAGCACCCAAAAGUAAUACAUAUUCAUUGUGUGUAAGAUGAAGUUUUCUACAAGCUUUUUGGUAUUUCUCUCUUACUUCGUCCAAUUUUCUACCAACUCUACCAGCUACAUAAAUAUCAUGAGUUAUGACCAACAAUCAUACAUUAAUAAAUAAUGCAAAUACUUACACUUGACGUAAUGUUCUUCAAAACGGGAUCUCAUCAACUUAUACAUUUCUAGAUUCUUCUGAUACUCUAACUUUUUUCUGGCAACAUCAUCAGUCAACUAGAAGAUAUAAUAAAUGUGAGAUAUAGUAAACAAGAUAUGGUAAACAAUAUUUUAUUUCUAUCAUAGAAAUUUCUUUUUACCUGUUGA